CUUGGACCAUAUCCAUGUCGGACGCAGAUGACGACGAUUUGCUUUCCUUUGCUGCUUCCUUUUCUUCCCUUCCCCCAGGCUUCCAGAUUCUUGUCUUGGUCCCCAUUGUCCAUUGUCUGAAGGUUGAACGUUCCCUUCCGGCCCGGGAUCCAAUCAUUCAUGAUCGGAUCCAUGAUCCAUAUCCAUUCUAGAAUCCCCCCCCUAAAUGAGGUAAACUAGCCCAGUGGCCACCUUCCAAGAGCCGCCUCAUCCGUCUUCCGAGUGGAGAUUCCCACCUUCUUCUGCUCCUUCUUCGUUUUCUAGUUUCUUACCCCCUUUACCGCCUUUUGUUUGGAUCGACAUCGGCCCAGCCUGUCAUGACCGCCACGGGACGAAUCCGGUCGAACACGUUCAGUUCAUUUCCCCAAUGGGUGGACUCCUGAUGGGUGAGGAUUCCAGCCUAGAGCUGAAGUACUGUAAUAUGUGGCAAUACCACGAAUGACCGUUCGUCUUGUAUGGUUGUGACGGGUGACAUGGUGGGGUCGAAAUGGUUCAACCCAGCAUGGCGGGGUAGUCGGUGACUAAUUGACUUUUGUUGGAUAGCACCACGUUGGUGAGAUCUGGUCUGGUUAGUUUGAUCAUAAUGGGGAGUUUAGCUAUGUGGUGAUAGAGGGUUCAAUUGCAGUGAAGGUCAAU
Molecule: messenger RNA, 675 nt
Organism: Aspergillus candidus
Lineage: Eukaryota; Fungi; Ascomycota; Eurotiomycetes; Eurotiales; Aspergillaceae
Exons: 1
Coding region: 15-191 (58 amino acids)
Source: RefSeq, a predicted model, not a curated record